AUGAAGAACUUCGGUGCUAUUUUGAUGGCUUUGGCCACAGCCGCCUCUUUCGGUGCUGCCUUACCAACUCAACAACCCCAGGGAGCUCUCCAAGUCCGAGCCCCUCGAGAAUUCGCUCUGGAUGUCAGAUUCCCCAAGAAGAAGCAUAACAAGGACGGCGCCAACGUGGGUGCUGCCAACAACGGAACUGCUGCCGCCAUCGAGGCCGGCGCCGUCAACAACGGAACUGGCAAUGCUGCAGGCGAUGCCAACCAAGGAGACGACAACGCUGACCAGCAGGACGGCAAGAAGGGCAAGGGUAAAGACAAUGACAACGCCCAAGAUGCACAAGACGGUGCCAAUGCGGAUGCCGGUGCUGGUGCAGACGCUGGUGCAGAUGCUGGUGCGGGUGCGGAUGCUGGCGCAGACCAACAGGGCGGUAACAAGCUCACCGACUUACUCGGAAGCCUUCUAGGCGGCGGUGCUGACGGCGCAAACCCUCUCGCGGAUCUUCUCAGCGGCGCAGCAGGUGGUGACGCUGCUGGUGCGAACCCUCUCGCAGGUCUCCUUGGCGGUGACGCUGCCGGCGAUGCUGCCGGUGGUGCUGCUGGACAACAGGGCGGUCUAGGUGGCCUUUUACAAGGUCUCUUAGGAAAGCUAGGAGCUAACUAA
Daldinia childiae is the source of this 651-nucleotide messenger RNA. RefSeq lists its product as uncharacterized. The record is from RefSeq and is a predicted model, not a curated record. The transcript has 2 exons. NCBI's taxonomy places the organism in Eukaryota, Fungi, Ascomycota, Sordariomycetes, Xylariales, Hypoxylaceae. Bases 1 to 651 code for a protein of 216 amino acids.